Messenger RNA from Brassica napus (rape), 3672 nucleotides. RefSeq names its product probable carboxylesterase 9. NCBI's taxonomy places the organism in Eukaryota, Viridiplantae, Streptophyta, Magnoliopsida, Brassicales, Brassicaceae. Gene Ontology annotation, molecular function: hydrolase activity. The transcript has a single exon. The record is from RefSeq and is a predicted model, not a curated record. The coding region runs from base 1915 to 2889 and encodes 324 amino acids.
GAGAAUUUUGAUAUAAUCAUGUAUCGGUAAACUACGUUUAUCAACAUUUCAAUUUAUGAUUUUCGUAGAAAAAAAAGAUACAUCUUCAACACAAUAGCUUGGAAUAAUUAGCAAAACUACAUUACUGUUUUGAAUAUUGCAUUAAGGACACUGUUAGUCUAACAGUGUUUAGAUGUGCACUCUUUAACCAUAAUUUCAAAUGCAACUAUUAAAUUAUUCUGAGAUUAAAUCGACAAAAGCUUGAAAUCUUGACGUGUUUAUACAAUUGAAUCAAUCAUUUGCAUGCACACAAUGAAAGGCCUUAUAAUUCCAUGUAAUUUAGACGGAACAUAAGGGCAUGAUUAUCCAUGUUUUUUAUUAUUAUUUCUAGCUUAAGACAAUGUUAAGGACUUUUAAUGAAAAUUAGGAUUAUUGGUAGGACUUAAUGUUGGUCCUUAGGGUAAAUUCAUUUGUUGAAGAAGCUGAAAUUCAUUUGUUGAAGAAGGUGAAAUUUGUGAAAAAGCAAAACUUGUAUUACGUUUGAUUCUGAAAAUAAAACGAACCAACUCUUGGAACAUUCCUUGUGCUCUAUCUUCUUGUACUUAUCCUUCCAUGUUUUAUAAAAACAUUCCUGCAUUUCUAGCACUUCGUGACCAGCAAGUUUCAUCACACCCACAACAGAUAGCAAACUUGCAUUCUGGUUCUUGACAAACUUGACAUCACCAACACCUAUCACUCUCAUCAGCCAACCAUAUACAUGACAAGUCUCCAAUCUAUUCCACUUAGCUAGCUUAACAAAGACACCACCCCGUUCCCACACUCUAACAAAAAGAGAUAAACCCGAGAGUCCCUUUCCCAUCAACACCUUUUGCAUUCUCCAAUGUUCGCAUGUGACCCUUUAUUAUUAUGGUCAAGUUGUGGCCUGGUUCCAGUCAACUCCUUUCUUUUGAACUUAAAUUUCCAUGUCUUUAGCAUUUUACUCACGAUCUUCUGCUGAUUCUCUCUUCUUCCUCUUAAACACACUUGAUCAAACAGCUGGUGUGCAACUAAAUCAAUAGCCCCCACUGACUUUUGAGCCAACUUCUCCACCGAAUCCAUAUCUAAAAUGUAUGCUUGUUCAACCUUUGGAGCACUCCAAACACCAACAUCGUAUGAAUCAUUGACUAGAAGCUGUGAGCUACUGUUCUUAAGCAAAGCAGAAAGCAAUUCAUCAACCCUAUGGCUUGGUUCCGUAAGAGAGUUUAAUACCUAAAUCGAAUCUUUUCGUGGAAUGAGAUGAUUCUCUCUUACUUCUGUUUCACUAAAUGGUUUUAGAAGGGUUUAAGGGUUUCGAGAAAUGGGUAGAUAGAACGCCAUUGUUCAAUCAUCAGAGGAGGAGGAAGAAAAAAGCUCGCCAGCUGUUACUAAGGACCAUCUCAAAAAACUUUUUAAUUAAGGACAAAUGACUUCCGUUUCUUUGUAAUUUCUGCAUUUUUCAUUUAUUUCUCAGCCCAAUAUAGUUUAGGACUCUGUCUAAGGACACCAGUAAAAAUGGUGUAAGAGCAUAAUUAUUGGGGGUUCUUAAGGUGAGGUUCUUAACGGAAUAUAAGAACCCGUCUCUUAACUUUGAACUAAAAAAAGUUAAGAACCGGUUAUUAAAACUCUUAUUUAAGAGUCGGUUCUUAGCUUUUUUAGUUAAAAGUUAAGAGAUGUGUUCUUAUAUUCCGCUAAGAACCCCCAAUAAACGUACAACACAUGCCUCAUUUAGACAAAAAAUAUAUUAAAAAAAAACAUCCUUGAACUGGUCAAUAUCGCUAAAACUAAGCAACAUCAUGACCUCGACCUCAAAUUAGUCCGUGCAUUAAUCCUAAUCACACACAGCUUAAGCUCCAAUAAACAUAAACACACAAAUAACUCCAAAUACUUCUUCCUAAUCAUAGUUCAGAUUUUAAAACCAUGUCACGAGACCCAGUUCCCGCGUUUGAUGCAUACAAGCACCUCAACCUCUCAAUCAACCCCGACGGCUCUUGCACUCGCAACUUCGAGUAUCCAAUAGUCCACCCCGACCCCUCCCCGUCCCCUGGAAAGCUCACCGCCUCCAAAGACAUCACCAUCAACCUCGAAACCGGCGUGACCGUGCGCAUCUUCCGACCAACCAACCUCCCUUCCAACGACAACACCAUCGCCCGCCUCCCGAUCCUCAUCCACCUCCACGGCUCCGGGUGGGUCCUCUACCCAGCCAACUCCCCCGCGAACAGCCGCGGCUGCUCCCAGAUGGCCAGCGAGCUAACGGCGAUCAUCGUCUCCGUCAACUACCGUCUAGCUCCAGAGCACAGACUCCCAACACAAUACGACGACGCAUUGGAAGCCCUCCUCUGGGUCAAACGCCAAGCCGUCGACAAAACUAACGGCGAGCCGUGGCUCAGAGACUACGCCGACUUCUCGCGGUGCUACAUCUUCGGCUCCAGCAACGGCGCCAACCUCGCUUUCCAGCUGGCGCUAAGGUCGUUAGACCACGACUUGACGCCGUUAAAAAUAGACGGAAGCGUGUUUUACCAGCCUUUCUACGGCGGGAAAACUAGGACGAAGGCCGAGCUUAAAAACUUCGCCGACCCGGUGAUGCCGGUGCCGGCGAUAGACGCCAUGUGGGAGCUUUCUCUGCCGAAAGGCGUUGAUAGGGAUCACAGGUACUGUAAUCCGGUAGGCUACUUGCCGCAGAAGGAGAAAGUGGGGCGUCUGGGACGGUGCUUGGUGAUCGGUUACGGCGGAGACACGUUGGUUGAUCAUCAGCAAGACUUUGUGGAGAUGCUGGUUACGGCUGGUGUUAGGGUUGAAGCGAAGUUUGACGAUGCCGGUUUCCAUGGGAUCGAGCUCGUUGAUCCACGGCGAGCUGUUGCUCUUCUCAAUAUGAUCAGAGAGUUUAUUAAUUAAUUAAUUAUAAUAAAAAUUAAUGAAAUAAGAUUUUAAUGUAAUAUAUGAAUGAAAAAAAAUUCAGCUUAAGUUAUGGUUAAAUAUUUUUUUGUAAAAUUUUGUUUUUGUGAAAUGAAUAAAAUGAUCACUUUGUUUGAAGUAAUAUUCAAAGUAAAUGAUGAAAGUCUAAUUUAAACUAGUGAAAAUUAAAAUUAUCACUUCUUAAUUUACUUGUAAUUAAAAGUAGUUCAGUUCAUGUGAUCAGCUUUAGAAAAUAGAAAUCCAAAGAUCUGACGGUGGAGAUAUCAUCCUGAAAUAAUAUAUAAAAAGCAUUUUCAUAACACUGAAGCUGAAAGAUCUUCAACUUACCAAAACUGUUUUACCAAACAAAAAAACAAUGUCAUCUAUGUUGAAGCUAUUAUAUAUGAUGGUGAUUGAUACAUUUAGUUGUGUGAAGAGGGAAAGUUUUGAGAAAAUGAUGGACUCGUAAUUAGCUAGGUUUCGGAGAAGAAGACAUUGCAUUUGAUCAAUGAAGGAUGCUCAGGGAAAGCAAGAAGUGAUUGUCAAUGUUGCUCGUGGGGCAUUUAAUCGAUGACAAAGGAGGUGUUACAAGUUUUCUAUAGUAUUUGUUAAAUUGGCGGGUUUUGGUUAAAUAUAAUUUCAGGAAAGAACUAACCAUUAGUGCACAAGACCAGAUCCAAAGAUACAUAAACAUGUGUCUAAACAAAGUUUUGAAACGGAAACAACCAUGAAUGUGCUCUUUCACUUUUGCACACACACCUAAAGCUCAAUUGACGAGAAACA